This is a messenger RNA of Sabethes cyaneus, 3729 nucleotides long. RefSeq lists its product as uncharacterized. The transcript is spliced from 8 exons. The record is from RefSeq and is a predicted model, not a curated record. The coding region runs from base 802 to 3432 and encodes 876 amino acids. NCBI's taxonomy places the organism in Eukaryota, Metazoa, Arthropoda, Insecta, Diptera, Culicidae.
GGUCGUAAGCGCAUAGAAACCGACUCCGGUUACUCGUCGUCUCUGUUCGGUCCGUGGGAAACGUUUGUGUCAGAAAAAUAAAGAAACAAUCAAAAUACAUAGGCGAAUGAAAAUGAGUGAAGGACUGGGAUAGGCCUCGAAAGUCACUGUCAAUGGAUGUCGCUGCACAUACCUACAUUUUUGAACCAGUGCAGUUCUUUUAGAUGGUAUUCUAUUGAAAGCAAAUGAAUCGAGUCUAAUUAAAAAAGUGCUAUUCUGAGUUACUAUAAUAAGUGAGCUAAUAGUGAAGGUAUUAAAUGUGGUAACGAUCGUGAAGUGAUGGAAAAAAGAUAGACGUACUGCUUGCCACCUUCAAUACGGGUUUGAUCACCGUAGUGCAACCAACGUGCGACCUGUAAUUGUACAGCACAGUAGAUAUUACAUCCUAUACCUGAAUCAGUUUCUUCAGUAGUGUGUUCCCUUAUCAAUUGAAAGAACAAAGUUUAUUGUCUUAGUAAACAAGCAAAUAAAUCCAUAGGGGUGAUAGCGUCAUGCAAUAGUGCCCAGUGAAGAAUGUGUUUGGAUGUAUGAAAAAAUCUGAAAAUACUGCAGUCAGUGUAAUUAAAAAUGAGAAAGCGUCGGAAGAAACCAUUGAGUUUAUGUUGGCAUGAAGUGUGGCCUAUCUAGUUGCAAGUGAAUAGCCGAAUUGAAAAAUUUAAUUACGUUAAUUAACGGUGCUCUCAAGGGAGGUCAACAUCGAAUAAUGCAUGUGUUUGAGCAAUACUGAAACAUUCAUGUGUUGAUACAUUGCACUCAGCAAAUAUGGCCCCAACUAAGAUUCAACUCAUCGUUGCCAUUGUGUUGGUUUUUGAAAUUAUUAGCAUCGAUACACGAAAUCCAGAUGUUUUCCAUCACGUCGAUGAUGGCGAAAAAAAGCUCAAAAAUACUUUCAGCGAUGGAACAUCAUUGAAUUCUGAAAAGUUUGGCAUUAGUGACAAUUUUGAUGCAUCAUUAGCUUACCAGCUAUAUGGAAUAGGUGAUGUCAAGAAUAGUGCAACCGGCAGUGGGUCAGCAAUUUUAGCCCGUUACCAACGAUCAACUGAUAGUUACAGUGGACAAACACGUAGUCUAUGUGAAAAGCCGGGCUGCAUCUGCUCGGAUCAGCCUAUCCUUACAAUUGAUUGUGAAGUGCUAGACAGUGAGACAACAUUGGCCAACCAAUACAACAUUCCUAAAGAAGCAAAAAGUCUCAAUUUGCGACUCACAGCCCGGGGAGCGCGUUUGGUGAUUGACACAAAACAAUUCGUCAAUAGUCUAUUGAACCACGUGCUAAUCACUGGUACCUUUGCCGGAGACUACGGUUUGAGGCAUGUGGAAUUUCAGAAUGAAGCAUUCUGUUUGAAUAAUGGUACGUACCCGGAGCUAGAGGUACACAAUAUUCAUACUGUGGUAUUUCAUAAACGAACAUUCUGUCGGGAAUUUAAACUGAAUGUCACUAAUGCUGCCGAAGUGAUUAUAAUGCCAGACGCGUUUUCCGUUCCGGAGAGUGAAAUUCUUUUGAAUCACGUCAGAGAUAUCCGGAUUCAAGAAGACGCUUUCAAAGGAUCAGUAUCAACUAUGCUGGACGUUACAAAUAGUGGAAUUAAAAUACUAUCCGAACUUCGAGCGUCUUUCCGGCAGAUACAAUUUAUCAAUACCGCUAUUGAACAGAUCUCGACAAAAGCAUUUGAUGUAACUAAAAUAGACUCAUUGAUAUUUGAAAAUUGUAAGAUAGAAAGGUUAAUGUCACAGGCUAUUACUGAGAAGCUUUUAUGCAGACACUUCACCAUGACAGGAUGUACGAUAACCGAGAUCAGCAAACAUUUCAUUGCGGAUAGUGGUCUCAAUAGCUUUAAUAUGCAAAAUAACGUCAUAACCGAAAUCGCUGACGAUGCCAUAAAAUUCACUGGAGUUUCGAGUCAAAUAAUCAACAAUAAAAUCAUCAAAGCUGGCAAGAAUUGGUUUUACCAAAAACCCGACUGGACGAGCGUAAUCAUCACAAAUAACUCGUUCGGAGAGUUUAACUACUUUACGAUCGAAAAGAGUACAACAUCGAAGAGCUGUCAGUUUCAUGCCAAUUCAAUUACGAAGCCAGCAAAACGUAGCCUCAGCUUCACGCAGCAUCCUACGUGUACAAUCAGCGAAAUAUCAUUCAAUAAAAAUUGUACAUGUGAUGAAACAUGGCUGGAGGAUCUGCUAUUUCGAGAUUACGACAAACUGCUUCGAGAAAGCUAUUGUCGAAUAGAUGAGACGUUGAAGUUCUGUUUUAACGCGACAAUUUUCAAUGUAAAAAUGUAUAUACAACAAGUGUGCGACGAGUCGACGCGAACAAUCGAUUGCGCGCGUAGUCAAAAGGAGAAAAAGGUUGUGCCACACUUUGUUAGUCCCAACGAAAUUGAAUCAGUUCAGUAUAAUGAUUAUUACCAAUAUAUUUUAAUAGCAAUUGCUAUCGUAGUUGUUUUAGUGGUAAUAAUCUUGAGUAUUGUAUUUUGUAAAGUAUGUAAACGAGAAUCAAGUACUUCAGCCGAUGUAAUUUCAAAUCAUUCUUUUACCAUGACUCACAAACCGUCCAAAUCGUUCACGAAGGAAGAUAAAGUGAUUGUUCAUCAAACUUUAGAAAAAAUCAAAGAAAAACAAACUCCAGAAGUGUAUGAAGAAAUUUUGAACUACUCUAGAAAGCUUAUGGAAGGUAAUUUUACAGAAACUGAGAAAGUUUUAACUAUUGGAGAAAUCGUAAGACGAUUGAAUGAUUGCGAAAAUAGUGGUGAUGAUUUUGUGGCCUUCACAGACAUUUUGUAUCGUCACUUGGCCCCUAGCACAAGCAAUACACCGCUUGAAACAAUCUAUGCAGAACCAUCCGGUCCUGUAGAGGGCACAACAGUGAUCGAAGCUCCUGCAACUUCCGAUCAUAUAUAUGCUGAACUGACAAGUGCGGCUCAGCCGCUGCUCGUGAAUGAAUAUUCUGCGCCGAUGGAUUUGAGUGACUCACACUACUCGGAACCGGUACAGAUUACACAAAAAGAUAACACGCGAACGCUUAUAACACCGUAUGCAAUAGGAAACAACAUUGGCUCGACUGUACAACAACAACAACAGCAACCGACAACGUCGAGAAAUUUGCCUGAUAUUCUCAAUUCGAAUAGUGGUACCAGUAGCAGUAGUAACAACAGUGGCACAGCAAAUGCCAUUGUGAACCUCGAGUCACUCAGGUAUAUGGACAGAUCUCCGUCAACUAGUAGGGAAAUUCCCGAAUAUUCGCUGCCGAUUAAAAAAGUGCCACCAAAACCCGCGCUUCGUCGGGAGCAAACAGUUGAUUCUGAUAGCUCGACGUCAAAUUCCGACCAUUCGGAACACUCGGGUGGUAGUGAUAUUACUGUAAAAAUAGACGACAUAGUUGAGUAUGCAGACGCGUGACGAAAUCCAUUUCAAAACAUUUUUAGCGAAAAAUAAACGUCCAAAACAUCGUGUAUGCACUAGCAUGGUGCGCAGUUGAAAAAGUGAUAUUAAGUUAGUCCAGAAUCAGACGAUGCAAUAUCUAGGUUCUAACACAUUACUCCACUAGUGUAAUAUUCUUCGAGAAAAUUAAUAAAACAGACGACUACUAAUGAAAGUAACCAAAAACCAUUAUUGUACUCUUCUUUCACUGUAAGCAAGCCAUAACGAAAGAAAUAUGAUUACGAUAGGCACUAUGCAUAGCAUAAGUAAAAACCC